CGCAUUUCAGAAUCUUCAGUCGCCAUUUUUUCUUGCUGCUGCGGUGGUGAUAUGCUGGUUCCUGCGAAGAAAUGAAGAAAUCAAAGUCAGCUUUUCAAGACAGCCCCAAGACUCUUCGCAACUUGUGUUCAAAUGUGAGGCUGUUGUCAGGUGAUGAAUGCAAGGAAGAGGCACUCAACUGACAUGAAACAUGUCAAAGACAACAUGAAGGUGACAUUUCAACAUAGGCAAAAAGUGGUUCAAGAACCUGCCACAGCUUCUACUGUCCUGGACCAUUUCCCAAGAUUUCUGGAUACACCUGGCUUGAUUGACCAAGACUUCACAAUGCUGUUUGCUGGGGAGGGAGUGUCUGCUAAGUUCCUUGCAAAGUGGCCAACCAAGCCAAGGAUCAUCAGAGAUUGCAAAAAUCUGUGUCAGAGUACAGAAUUGGAUGAGCUGCUCAUUUCUGCACAGCGUUACUCUGACGAGGGUGGUAAGUUUUGGGACUGCGAGGCGGCUGCCAGCUUUUGCUGCUUCACUUGUUACCUCCAACAUCUAAGGGAGGGAAGUCUUCAAAGAUUAGCACAUCAGAUGCUGCUCAUCACCUAAUGAAAUUCAUCAAGGUGGGAGGUAGCACGGAGACUUUUCUUAAGGCUGGCCAUUCGUCCUGUGUGUUGGAGAAAGAAAGAACAUCAUCCAGAGUUUCUACAUUGUCCUAGAUCAAAAGGUCAUUCCCUGUGUGACACAGAUGGGAGUUGCAGGUUUUGACAAGGCAAAACAUCUCAAGGCACAUUUUUUAUUUGCCGUGUCCUUUGACAAGCCAUUGGACAACUUCUACACAUUCAUCCAGACCACCGUGUAUGGCAUUGAUGUUGGCAGCGUGAAGGAGAGUCCUCGGGUCAGGGAAACAAGAGGAAAUCUUCAUUGUACAGUUUAAAGAUAUCCACUAUUCAGCACUUUGACUGGAAAUGUUCAUCUGUUACAUUUGCAAGAUACACCACACAAGUUGCUCAGUGUUAUUUAGACAUUUGAAGUUCCAGCAUGGUUUGUACCCAGGAAGGUUUUUACGUUUGACCUGUGGAGAGCCUGGAUGUUCAUUUAUCUUUCACACGUACUCUGGUUACAAGCGGCACUUAUUCCGAGCACAUGGAGACUGUCUUCACUCUGAGGUCAUCAAUAAUUUUGAGCCUGUACCUAACGAUGGAACCUCUGUUUCACAGCCUGUAAAUGUGGCUCAUCCCAUGACAAUUACUACACAGGUUCCAGUUGAAAAAAGGCAAAUACUAAACAUGUGCAGCUCUGUUAUUGCUCAGGUACAAUCAUUAGGAGUUCCUGAAAGUACUGUGCAGUGUUUAGUUGGUUCAUUGGAGGAAUUGGUUAGUGACAUCCAUGCACAUGCAAAACAAUCUGUUGUUGUCAACUGAUACAUCAAGAGAAACCUUAGAAAAAGUGGAGGAUUGCUUUGAUCAGCUUGAAAAUCCAUUUUCAUGUCUUAACACAGAAUCUAAAAGGAUAAGACAUUUUGAGCAAAAAUGGAAAAUAGUUGAACCCAUAGAGCAUGUUCUUGGUGUGCGUUUUGAUUUAGAACAACAGGGACAUACAGGCAAGUUCCUGUAAAUGAUAAAUUCAUGUACGUUCCUAUCAUGGGAUCCCUUUCAUCUAUGUUUCGAAACAGUGAACUUUGUAGCAGUUUCCAAAAAACAAAACCAAACAUGGAGGGAUUUAACAGAGAUUUAAAUGAUGGCUCCUACUUCAAAAAUCACAGCUUAUUCUCACAACAAGAACAUGCUCUCCAGAUCCAGCUCUACUAUGAUGAUUUUGAAACUGCUAAUCCUUUAGGCUCAAAAAAGGGGGUGCACAAACUUGGUUGUAUUUUUUUUGUUUUGAGAAAUUUGCCACCAAAGUUAAAUUCUGUGUUGAUGAACAUUCGUCUUGUAGCCCUUUUUCAUUCAGAAGACUUAAAAAAAUAUGGGUUUGAUCCUAUCCUAAAGCCACUUGUUGAUGAUCUAAAGAUUUUAGAGACUGAAGGAAUGCAAGUGCCCUUUUCAGCCACACCUGUGAGAGGUUCGCUUUUUCAGAUUACAGGUGACAACUUGGCUUUACAUAGCAUUUUUGGUUUUGUUGAAUCAUUUAGUGCAAACUAUUGUUGUCGAUUUUGUUUAACUGAUAAGACAGAGUUGCAGUCAGUUUUUAGUGAAGAUCAUGUAGGCUUAACCCUGCGUUCCAAAGAACUUCAUGACAAACACUGUGGUGCCAUUGAACAAAAUCCUGCUUUGGCCUCAACAUUUGGUGUAAAAAGAAAUUGUCUACUCAAUUCACUUCGGCUUUUCCAUAUUUCAGACAACUAUGCUGUAGACAUAAUGCAUGAUCUACUAGAGGGAGUGGUGCAGUAUGAGUUAAAGCUUGUGUUUCAGUACUUGAUUAAGACCUCUUUGAUAUCCUUGAAUUCAUUGUCACAGAGAAUUAUAAGCUUUAACUAUGGAUAUGCACAGAGAAGGAACAAGCCAGGUGGGCUAAAACUGGAUGACAAUAACAAAGAUCUUGGGCUUAAUGCUGUGCAGUCAUGGUGUCUUUUGCGGAAUAGCCCAUUGAUUUUUGGAGAUAUCGUUUGCAGAAAUGAUGGCCAUUGGAACUUGCUACUUUUGUUAGUUCAAAUUGUGAACAUUGUUUUUUCACCCAUUAUAACUCACGGCAUGACUUGCUAUUUGAAACAUCUGACUGCCGAUCAUCACAAGGCUUUCAAAUCUCUCUUUCCAGAACGGAAUUUGAUUCCAAAGCACCACCUAAUGAUCCAUUACCCAUGCUGCAUUAGAAAAAUUGGGCCACUCAUACAUAUGUGGUGCAUGAGAUUUGAAGCAAAGCACAAGUUCUUCAAAAGAUCUGUAAAGAACUUUAAAAAUAUCACAAAAAAACAUCAGAAUCAAUUAGCCUUUCAAUUUGAAAAUUUUUAUUUUAAAAGAUUACAGUUUGGCUCCAUUAAUGAAGUCUUGGGCAGCAGUUUAAAAGGCAGUGAAGCACUAAAUAAAAUGUUUGACGUUUCUUCUAGUGUUUCUACAACUUCCUGGGUCAAAAGUUAUGGUACAGAAUAUCAAGUUGAGAUGUAUGUUUGUUCUGGUGUUGAAAAUGAGAUGCCUUUGUUCAGUAAGAUUGUCAAUAUAAUUGUUAGAAGAAAAGCAUUGCAAUCUCUAACUUGUAAGGUCUCAACAGUAUAUUUCAAUGAUCACUUAAAUGCAUUUGUUAUUGAGGAUGGAUUAGAUGUCUUUGCACUGACCUCUGUAGAUGACCUCGUGUACUAUAGACCUUAUGAUAGGCAAUUUUCAAAUGGCAUUGAUGACAAAAUGUACAUUGUCCCAUACUGUAAUUUUGUAUAACUUGUUUACUUGUGGUGUAUCUGAAUACAAAGUAUUUUGGAACGUUAAUGUCUUGUAUUUCUUUUGUAACUCCGUGAGCUCACAAGGUCAGAAAAGGAGUCCAGGAAUGGAUCUAAAGAAAGCAGCAGUA
Messenger RNA from Oreochromis aureus, 3480 nucleotides. RefSeq lists its product as uncharacterized. Bases 1608 to 3350 code for a protein of 580 amino acids. The record is from RefSeq and is a predicted model, not a curated record. NCBI's taxonomy places the organism in Eukaryota, Metazoa, Chordata, Actinopteri, Cichliformes, Cichlidae. The transcript is spliced from 5 exons.